AUGAUAGUCCGGCUCCGGCGUCACCGGGCGCUGGGCCAGCCCCUCGUUCUUGUUUCUAUCAUACUCGUCAUACUCGUCACGGCGAGUUUUCUUCUCAGGAGCCAGCGAUACAAGUCGAUACAACUCACGGAUGCGACCGACUUCACCAAACCGCCGACGGCCACGGAUGGCGCAACGACUACACAGGUCCAUGAGGUGAUGCACUCCGACGCCGAGGCCGAUAAUCACCAAGAAGUACCAACGCAGGAAGAGUUCGAGGAGGAGAGCAGGGAGCUGCUGGAUAAUCCUGACGCGGGCGCAAUCUAUGGAAAUACCCUCGAGACACUCGUCGAUAAAGAAAAGUGGACGACUCAACAAAAGAAAGCCCUCGCCAGAACACGCAGCAAAGUGCCCUACAGUCUCGACAAGCCGUACAUCUUCAACCCAUAUCCACAGUACAACAGUCGAGCCUGGAAGGCGUCACACUCUGCAUAUACAUCAUGCUUGGGUCCAACAGGGAAAGAGGUGGAGGAUAUCCAGGUAUUCAAAGGCCAUCCAGCCAAGUUUCCCCAACCUGGUUUCGGCAGCUACGAGCUUUUAGGAAUCGACAAGAAUCUUUGCUUUGAGCGAGAGACCAGGCUAGGCCCGUACGGAGUGGCACCCGUGGAGGAUAAGAAUGGGCAGCCUGUUGAUUGGGAUAACGUGGACUGGGGAGAGCUGCAGUUGCAGUGCCUAGACAAGAACAAGGGACGGUUUGCGACGGAAUAUCCUUCCAAAAGCUUCUCCGACAGUGACAGCGGGUUCCACGUGGUGACAGAAAGAGAGCACAAGGCAGACGGAGCUGCAGAUGUGAUCGCGAAGAACGCGAAACGAUGGUGGGAUCCGGUAAAGCACGCAGUCCUUCUGCGCUCUUACACCGGGAAGAAAUACACGGAGAACGACAAGCAAGUCAUCAGAUCCAUGGUAACGGAGCUGAGCUUGCGAACCGGAGGCCAAUAUCAGGUCUUUCUUUUCGUCCAUGUCAAGGAGGACCGCGACAUCUGGUCGGACGACGAAGUCUAUGAAGAAAUCUUGGACACCGCCGUUCCUGUCGAAUUCCGAGGGAUGACGGUACUCUGGGAUGAGGCUUCGAUGAAGUUGGUGUACCCGAAACUGAGCAAGGAGGCCAUCCGAGUCCACAACGCACAGUUUUUGUCUGUCCAAGUAUUCAUGCAGAAGUUCCGAGAGUUCGACUACGUCUGGAACUGGGAGGUGGAUAGUCGUCUGACCGGUCAUCAUUACGACUUUUUGGCUAAACUUGAGGACUUUAGCAGGAAGCAACCGAGGAAGGGCCUUUGGGAACGGAACGGCCAAUUUUAUAUCCCCUCUUACCAUGGUGAUUACAACACGGAAUUUCGAAAGACCGUUGAAGAUGCGGCUGGUCAGGAUUCGGUAUGGGGUGCCCCUAAAUUACCCGUCGUCAACCCAAUCGGGACAAAACCACUCGUUUCAACACCAGAGCUGGACCGAUAUGAGUGGGGUGUCGGCGAGGAAGCCGAUCUCAUCACCCUCGCGAUUGUCGAGGAAGCUGGUCGAUGUGACUGCAACGCCGAGAAUCUCAAGGGGAACCACGUCGGCUCCGAAAUGGUAGCCCCGACCACGGCUUUGAUCCACGGACUCAAGGCCGUAUACGCCCCAAUGCCCGUGUUCUUCGACCGGCCAUGGAACGGUACCCAGCUGGCGCGAUGGUUCAACGGUGGACCGCGAGGACAGAGCGGUGGGCUGGGGAGCGCGAUGGGAUGGGGUAGAGAAGGGAGGUUCCAGGGUGCCACGUGGUAUUUCCGGGCCGUCCCGCCGCCACGGUUGUAUCAUAACUGGAUGGGAUAUGAAGAUACAGGUAUCGGGGGUGCCGAGUGGGAGCGCAGUCAUGGGAGGCCGUGUCUGCCGGCUAUGUUUCUCCAUCCGCUUAAGGACGUCAGGCCGACACCAAAGGGGUAUACGUCUGAGUCGAGGUUGCCAUACUAA
Sordaria macrospora k-hell is the source of this 1983-nucleotide messenger RNA. NCBI's taxonomy places the organism in Eukaryota, Fungi, Ascomycota, Sordariomycetes, Sordariales, Sordariaceae. The record is from RefSeq and is a predicted model, not a curated record.